Messenger RNA from Nematocida minor, 1029 nucleotides. RefSeq lists its product as uncharacterized. The record is from RefSeq and is a predicted model, not a curated record. The transcript has a single exon. Bases 1 to 1029 code for a protein of 342 amino acids. NCBI's taxonomy places the organism in Eukaryota, Fungi, Microsporidia.
AUGCGCUUCAUACUCAUAGCCAUUCUCUUCUUUUUUAAAAUAGCAGCCUCGAACGUGCAAAAAAAUGUGCCUGCAGGCGCACAGCAUGUGACCCUGGCCGUGUCUAACAUAAAGAGACAAGACCAUGUUCUGAGCAUAGAGCUAGAACAGCUUGCUGCAUACUCAAAUAAGGGGGCAGAAGUCACCGAGAUGCAAAUAAGGAAGAAAGAGCCUGUAAUCAUCUCUCCCUAUUUUUUUCUUGAGACCAUAGUGCGCUUAAUAUACAACCAAGCCAGGCAGAACUCUGCCUCUUUUUUCUUUAGGAUGCGGAUUCUUAAUAAAAGGCCUGAGCAGCUUCAGAGAAUAGUGGAGGAAAAUACUAAAGACAUAUAUUUGUACAAAGAAGAGAUGAAGUACAUUUUGAACCAAAUUGCACGGGAAACAAUAAUCAUUACCCAGUUCCAUGGCAUCCUGGCACUUGACAUCAAGUCUCUUUCGCACAUAGACUUUUCGGGGGUGCUUAUUGUGUGCUGUGCAAAUGAGGAAGAAAUAAAGUCCGCGCUUCUAUUCCAAGCCAUGCUGCCUCUGGCAUUUGUCGUUGCCAUAGAACAAGAAAAGAUAGAAAAGUAUCUUAGCAGCUUGCACACUUCAGAUAGACACAAAAUGUUCUCUAUAGAGAUACAGGCUCCGAACACAAUGAAAAGGAAUAUCUCCAGACUAAUGAGCAUCUUCGUCCUUAUAGGGUUUUUGACAGUUAUGGUAAGCACGGUAUAUCUUCUUCUGACCCGAAGAGCACAGCCGACUGUGAUUCCUAAGACAGUUCGAACAAAAGACCUAAAAAAACUCCCUGUCUUUGUGUACUCAAAAAUACCUAAAGAAACACGAGACUCGGCCCAUGAUUGCAUUAUUUGCUUUGAGAAGUUCAUACCUGCCUCUCUCUGCCGCAUGCUCCCGUGCAACCACUUCUACCACACAUCCUGCAUUGAUGUUUGGCUGAUAAAGUAUUCUAAUAGGUGCCCAUACUGCCAAAAGGCCAUUGAGCAGGCAUAG